This is a messenger RNA of Sebastes umbrosus (honeycomb rockfish), 3100 nucleotides long. It is a transcript of the gene ankrd13d, whose product is annotated as ankyrin repeat domain 13 family, member D. The transcript has 16 exons. Gene Ontology annotation, cellular component: cytoplasm. Gene Ontology annotation, molecular function: protein binding. The record is from RefSeq and is a predicted model, not a curated record. Bases 733 to 2631 code for a protein of 632 amino acids. Lineage: Eukaryota; Metazoa; Chordata; Actinopteri; Perciformes; Sebastidae.
CAAAGCUGCUGUUUUGCAUCACAGGCAGACUUUGACAGAUCUGGUUAUAAUGCUCGUUAGACUAAGCAGCUGUCACCUACAUCGCAUCGGAUGCCCUCAACUCGAGUGACCUGGAUGUGAAACAGGAAUAAAAGGCCGUAUCUCGCUUUUAUUUUGACACACCGUUAACAACCCUCUCCUUAUAAACAGACAGGAGGGUGGCUGCUGCAGGAACACAGCGGUGGAGCUAGAGCUAACUUUACAUCAGCAGAUUUCCUUCUUUUUUACCAACAUAAUACACCUUGAACAGACCAUGAACGGACUUGUUAGGUGCGUUUUUAACCGGCUAAACUAGUAGUCUCGUGACUAAUGGAAGAGGAGCAGGAGACAAUGUUGUUAUUAGCCAGUUAGCUCACGAUAGCUAGCAGCUAGUUAACUAGCAUCAAAUUAGUGGGCUGAGUUAGCACCUUCACACUAACUCAGCCCACUAAUUUAAACACUAUUACACUUGCUUAUUAGCUUAUUGGAUUUAUCUGCUUAGUGACAGGUUUGUCCAGUGAACACAUUUCAGUGUUUAUACCCAUUCUCUGCAGCUAUCUAUCUAGCUAACCAGUUGUGCUGAUCAGCUGCUUGAUCUACAGUCUGCUGCUCGGGGUGUCACUGCAAUCUGUUGGCUGCAGAAGAAGAAGAAGAAGUCAUAUUGCAAAAAAAACACAUAUAUAGCUUUUACUACUGUUUUAACUGUCUGCAACCAUGGCUGAAGAAGCGUUUGCUCUGCACCUUCUGGUGUGGAACAAUCAGUACCUGGAGCUGGAUCGAGAGCUGCAGAAUAAAGAGCAGGAUGUGGAGCGCCUGGAUCCGAGAGGGCGCACCCCGCUGGAGCUGGCUGUGUGUCUGGGCCACCUGGAGUCCGCCAGGGUGCUGCUCAGAUACACCUCAGACCCGACACACAACAACACACAGGGCUGGACCAUCUUGCAGGAGGCGGUGAGCACCGGGGACCCUGAGCUGGUGCAGCUGGUGCUUCAGUACAGAGACUACAAAAGGGCCACUGAGAGACUGGCGGGCAUCCCAGAGCUGCUCAGCAAACUGAGACAGGCGCGGGACUUCUAUGUGGAAAUGAAGUGGGAGUUCACCAGUUGGGUGCCCUUGGUGUCGAAGGUGUGUCCCAGUGACGUCUACCGGGUGUGGAAGAGCGGCUCGUGCCUCCGUGUGGACACCACCCUUCUGGGCUUUGAACACAUGACCUGGCUGAAAGGACGACGCAGCUAUAUCUUCAAGGGCGGAGACGAAGGUGCCAUGGUGAUGGAGGUGGACCACGAGAAGCAGGUGGUGUACACGGAGCCACUUGUGUUGUCUCCCCGUGACGCGCCCUCCCUCCUGGCAGCCAUGCAGCCGUCGCAGGAGAACACGGCCCAGAGACUCACAUCGCCCAUCGUCUCCACGCACCUCAACACACGCAACAUUGCCUUUGAACGGAACAAGUCGGGAAUCUGGGGCUGGCGUUCUGAGAAGAGUGAGGUGGUCAGCGGGUACGAAGCCAAGGUUUUCAGUGCCACCAAUGUGGAGCUGGUGACUCGGUCAAGGACAGAGCAUCUAUCAGACCAGGAUAAGUCCAGGAGCAAAGGCUCAAAGACUCCUCUGCAGUCCUUCCUGGGGAUUGCUGAACAACAUACAGCUCACAAUGGAAGUAAUGUGUCCCAGUGUGCCAGUCCUCACAACCCCACAGCCAUCACAUCUGAGGAGUACUUCAACCCGGAGUUCAACCUGAACGGCAGGGACAUCGGACGCCCUGUUGAGCUUACUAGCAAAGUCCAGAGGUUUAAAGCGACGCUGUGGUUGAGUGAGAGUCACCCUCUGUCCCUGGCCGAGCAGGUGACACCCAUCAUCGACCUCAUGGCCAUCUCCAACGCCCACUUUGCUAAGCUGCGUGACUUCAUCACCCUGCGCCUGCCGCCAGGCUUCCCUGUCAAGAUAGAGAUUCCUCUGUUUCACGUGUUGAAUGCCAGAGUGACGUUCAGUAACCUGUGUGGCUGCGACGAGCCGGUCAGCUCUGUGACGGUUCAUACACCAGAGAGCUCCGACGAAGCUGGUCAGCUUCCACCUCCUCCCUUCCACUGCGAGGUGGACCCCUCUGUGUUUGAGCCCCCCGCCGACUACACCACCCUCGGUCCGGGCCGCAGCGAGCCAAUGAGGGACGAGGACGACAACCUGCUGCAGUUCGCCAUCCAGCAGAGCCUGCUGGACGCCGGCACAGAGAGCGACCAGGUGACCAUCUGGGAGGCCCUGACCAACAGCCGCCCGGUGCCCCCGUCUCCGCUGUACGAGGAAGACUCUCAGCUGGAGAGGGCGAUCCAGGAGUCUCUGUCCAUCUCACUGGUCAACAGAGAGGGAGAAGACACGGCCGACCCCAGCCAGCCCGCCUCCGUCUCCCCGUCGGACCCCACCCCCACCGCCAACUCCCCGCUCUCCUACAGCACAGUGGCCGAUCCGCGGCUGUCGGGACACUUCGGUGUGGCGUCGAGCUUCGACGAGCAGCUGCGUAUCGCCAUGGAGAUGUCGUGCCGGGAACAGGAGGAGAUUGACAGGAAGCAGAAGGAGGAAGAGGAUGAGCUGGAGAGGAUCCUGCAGCUGUCACUCACCGAGAAGUAAUGUCACAACAACAACAACAACAACAACAAUGGAGGUGCGUCUUCAUUGGGGAACAAUCUUCUUAAUUUAUUCUGUUUUUAUUUUUUAAAUUCUGAGGUGUUAAGUUAUUGCAGAUAUUUUAUUUGUCUUUCUCACGUGAAGGCUGCUACAACAGAUUGUAAAUGAGUGUGAGGUGGGAGGGAUGAAGAGGUGGAAACAGGUACUCUGAAACACACUCACAGUGAAGGAGGAGACAAAAGGGAGAGUCUUUGUUUUUCUUUUUUAUUGAAUAUUUUUCACAGUCUUGCUGUCUUUAUCGAGUGAUGAAUGAUCCUUAAACUUUAAACCUAUAACAUGUUCCAUGAUAAUUAUAAAAAUAAGAAAAUACAAUCUUAAUGGAAUAACUUAUAAAAAUAUGAUUAUAACAUUUGAAACAUUUAUGUUGGCUUACUCCUAUGUGUGAAAAAUAAAGAGUAAUGAUCAUCCUGGA